Messenger RNA from Xenopus tropicalis (tropical clawed frog), 2318 nucleotides. RefSeq names its product zinc finger protein 184 (gene znf184). The record is from RefSeq and is marked provisional. Lineage: Eukaryota; Metazoa; Chordata; Amphibia; Anura; Pipidae. Gene Ontology annotation, cellular component: nucleus.
ACCAGGACGUUGCUUCAUGAUAAGAGUCAUCAAAACCUACUGGUUAAGUCUCUGAAGGCCACGUGGGGACAUUAUAGUAGGACACAGUGUGGAAGAAUGUGUAAGGCUGGCACAGCACAAACCCAGGCUGAGUAGGAGUGUGAGCCAACUGCAUGGAAUGAGGGUCACUGACUGAGCUCACAUUGAUUGGUUGGAUGUGGGAAAGGCUUCUCUGUGAUUGGUCAUCUUCUCAUCCACCUCUGUGCUUGUUCUGGAAAGAAUAGGCUUUACCUGCAGAGACAAGAGGAUGGACACCCAGGGGAAACAUUUGGCCAAUAAGGAGUGUGGGCAGGACUUUGGUACUGAGCCCAAUCCUCUCACCGGUACUGAAUGUGGGGAAACAUCAUCUCUAACCAAAGACUGUCAGGGGCAAAGAAACAUUUCUACAAGAAAAAAACCCUUUGAGUGCACAAAAUGUGGGAAAGGCUACAUCAGUAGGAUUGCCCUACUCACUCACCAGAAAAGUCACACAGUGGGGAAACCUUUCACUUGCACAAAAUGUGGCAAGAGUUUCCAUCGAAAAGCCAACCUUCUCUGCCACCAGCGCGUCCACUCAAAGAAGAAACCUUUUACUUGUAACGAAUGUGGGAAACGCUUCUCUCAAAAAAGUUUACUUGUCAAUCACCAGAAAACUCACACGGGGGAGAGAAAUGUCACUUGUCCAGAAUGUGGGAAAACUCUGUCUUCCAGUGGCAGCCUUCAUAAUCACCUCAAAAUACACACAGGGGAGAAACCAUUCACUUGUACAGAAUGUGGCAAAGGCUUUACUCAAAAGAAUAACCUUGUAUCUCAUAUGUACAUACACACAGGGGAGAAACCUUUUGCUUGUACAGUAUGUAGCAAAGACUUUGCUCAAAAGAGUAGUCUUUUAUCUCAUAUGAAAAUACACACAGGGGAGAAACCAUUCACUUGUACAGAAUGUGGGAAAAACUUUGCACACAAGAGCAGCUUCCUAAGUCACCUGCAAACCCACACUGGGGAGAAACCAUUCACUUGUACAGAAUGCGGGAAAGGCUACUUCAGCAGGAUAACCCUUCUCGCUCACCAAAAAUGUCACACACAGGAGCCUUUCAUUUGCACAAAAUGUGGCAAGAGCUUUAGUGCAGAAAGCAGCCUUUUUCGUCACCGACAUGUCCACAACGUCGAACAAACAUUUUCUUGUAAAGAAUGUGGUAAAUGCUUCAAUCAAAAAAGGCUCCUUAUCGGGCACCAGAAUAUUCACACGGGGGAGAGAAAUGUCACUUGUCCAGAAUGUGGGAAAACUCUGUCUUCUAGUAGCAGCCUUCAUAUUCACCUUAAAACACACACAGGGGUGAAACCAUUCACUUGUACAGAAUGUGGCAAAGGCUUUACUCAAAAGAAUCGCCUUGAAUCUCAUAUGAAACUACACACAGGGGAGAAACCAUUCACUUGUACAGAAUGUGGCAAAGGGUUUACUCAAAAAUGUUACCUUAAGUCUCAUAUGAAAAUACACACAGGGGAGAAACCAUUCACUUGCACAGAAUGUGGGAAACAGUUUACACGCAAGGAAAGCCUCUUAGGUCACCUGAAUCUCCACACUGGGGUGAAACCAUUCACUUGUUCAGAAUGUGGCAAAGGCUUUGCUAAAAGGAGUAGCCUUGUACCUCAUAUGAAACUACACACGGAGGAAAAAAAUUUCUCUUGCACAGAAUGUGGGAAAAAAUUUGUACAGAAGGCUGGCUUGGUAUAUCACCUGAAAAUCCACACUGGGGAAAAAUUGUUUUGUACAGAAUGUGGAAAAGGGGUUCGCAGUAAGAGCCACCUAGCAUCUCAUAUGAAAAAACACACAGGGGAGAAACCCUAUACUUGUUCAGAAUGUGGCAAAAGCUUUGCUCAAAGGAAUAACCUUGUAUCUCAUAUGAAAAUACACACAGGGGAGAAACCAUUCACUUGUACAGAAUGUGGCAAAGGCUUUGCUAAAGCUGUAGGUCUCCAAAAACAUAAGUGUGUUCACCAAAAGGAGAAGAAACCUUUAAUGUGUACAGAAUGACAGGAAUCUUAUUUGUUUGUUAUUUCUUGUGCCGUACCGGGAAAUUAGGGGAACUGAAGGUCCUUCAUGUUUGGUCCUUGCGAGUUAGAGAAUUAGAUUCCCAGUGAACAUUAUAUUGCAGUAUUGAUUCAAUAGAGUGUAAGCUCUGAUAAACAGGGCCCUCUAAUAUCAGUGAGUAUUUGUAUGUAAUUGUAUGAUUGAUGUGUACACCCUUCUAUUAUAUGGCCCUGUUGAAUAUGCUGGUGCUUUAUAAAUAUGUGUUAAUAAA